AUGUCGUCUCCAGCAGCGCCACGGCUCCGCUCCCUGUACCGCUCGUUCCUGCGCGAGCUGCCACCUCGGCCAAUCCUUUCCAAGACGCCAUCGCCAGUGCACCAGCGCCUCCGCGAACACUUCCGCCCCGAAACGGCCCCCGAACAGGCCGUCGCGCAAGCAGAACAGUACCUCGCAUACGUCCGCGCACAGCGGACAUACGUCACACUGCUGGAGAGGUACAACCCCGGCAUGGGCAUGGACGAGGAGGAGCGGGUGCGGUUGACGGCCAAGAGGGUGGGCAUGAACCUACCCGUGGAAUUUGGGAAGGAGAAAUGA
This is a messenger RNA of Diaporthe batatas, 318 nucleotides long. RefSeq lists its product as uncharacterized. The record is from RefSeq and is a predicted model, not a curated record. The transcript has a single exon. The coding region runs from base 1 to 318 and encodes 105 amino acids. NCBI's taxonomy places the organism in Eukaryota, Fungi, Ascomycota, Sordariomycetes, Diaporthales, Diaporthaceae. Gene Ontology annotation, cellular component: mitochondrial matrix. Gene Ontology annotation, biological process: mitochondrial proton-transporting ATP synthase complex assembly.